AGACAGGGAGAUUAUCUUUUUUCCGAUAGAACCAAGGUUUUAUUUUUUUGGCAGUAAAUGGUAGCGGAGUUACCAAGGAACCCCAUUUUGUUCUGAAUUCCCUCUUUUACCCUUCUCCACCAAACCAUUAAUUGGGUUAUCUCUUGGCUCUUGCUCACUUCUCACUGCCAAAAAAACCUCCGCUUGGCUGGCUGUUUCUUAACCCCAUUUGUUUUUUUCUUGAUCACCCAAAUCUCAAUUGUUCAUCGGUAUCGAUCCAUCUACUCAUGGCUACAAGCAGCAUCGUCGCACCUGCUUCAAUCAAUGUUCGAGGGAAUCUGAAGGGACAUGGAAAUUGGUCUGGGAAUUCCUCCUUUUAUGGUAACACAAUUACUCUCACACAUCAAAGGAAGUCUAAUCAACAAAAAACUCGGCGAAAUUUGGCGAUUUCUGCAGAAUACAAUGAUCGUAGUGGUGGAGGUGGUGGUGACUUUGUUGCUGGUUUCCUUUUGGGGGGUGCAUUAUGCGGGACUCUUGCAUACAUAUUUGCUCCACAGAUAAGAAGAUCUCUGUUGAAUGAAGAUGAAUAUGGAUUCAGGAGGGCAAAACGGCCAAUAUACUAUGAUGAAGGUCUAGAGAAAACGAGGCAGACUCUGAAUGCUAAAAUAAGCCAGCUUAAUUCUGCAAUUGACAACGUGUCCUCAAGGUUGAGAGGUGGGAAUAACAUGCCUCAGGUGCCAAUUGAAACUGAUCCUGAAGAAGCCACUAUGUGAAAAACAUGAUGUAUCUGCUGUUACUUGAAUUUGCAAGGAAGGAUUUGUUGAUAUUUUGGUUUUAGUUUUAAUCGUUUUACCUAAAGAGUUGUGUAUUUGCUUCAUAACACCAGUUACCCUCAACUGUCUGUCUAUGCUUAUAGAUUCUCUUGAAUGAAUGAGAUACUUUUUGUCUGCAGGGUGUUUAGAUGUGUGUAUUGAAAGUGAUAAUAUGAUAUUAAAUUAUUGAUAGUUAGAUUAAGAUUAUUAAGGCAACAUCUUAGUCAAUCUCAAUCAUGAUGCAAUUAUUAUGUUAAAGAGUCCUAGACUGUAAAAGCAUCUAUCAAAGAUGAUACAGAUAAUGAUAGAAACUUGAGAUAGAA
Molecule: messenger RNA, 1114 nt
Organism: Lactuca saligna
Lineage: Eukaryota; Viridiplantae; Streptophyta; Magnoliopsida; Asterales; Asteraceae
Source: the annotation of a GenBank genome assembly